AUGGACGUUGAUACGGAUGUUCCUAUGCAUGAUGCAGUUGAAGAUCAAUUGGAUCCCACUUUAGAUGAGGGUUCUACAGGAUACGACAAUGGGUUGACCAAUUUGUCGCCUGGGACUUCAGGAAUAGCAGAUAAUAAAUCAGCAAAGCCUGUGGAACUGACUUCCUCGAGCAUUGGUCAAUUGGAUGGUUGGUUAGAGAAGCUAAGUCAAUGCCAGUAUCUAUCGGAGGAGGAUGUGGGAAAGCUAUGUAAAAUGGCUGUUGAUGUUCUUCAGUUUGAGGAUAACGUACAACCGGUUUCUGUUCCAGUUACGAUAUGUGGUGAUGUGCAUGGGCAGUUUCAUGACUUAAUCGAACUAUUCAAGAUAGGUGGGCCAUGUCCCGAUACCAACUACUUGUUCAUGGGUGAUUACGUCGAUAGAGGUUAUUACUCAGUAGAAACGGUGUCUUAUUUGGUCGCAUUAAAAGUUCGGUACCCAAACAGAAUCACUAUUCUUAGAGGUAACCACGAAUCCAGACAGAUUACCCAAGUUUACGGUUUUUAUGACGAAUGUCUAAGGAAAUAUGGUAGUGCCAACGUUUGGAAAAUGUUUACAGAUCUGUUUGAUUACUUCCCAAUCACUGCAUUAGUCGACAAUAAAAUCUUUUGUUUGCACGGUGGUCUCUCGCCAAUGAUUGAAACAAUUGAUCAGGUAAGAGAACUAAAUAGAAUACAGGAAGUUCCCCAUGAGGGACCCAUGUGCGACCUACUAUGGUCAGAUCCAGACGAUAGAGGUGGUUGGGGUAUAAGUCCAAGAGGUGCAGGUUUCACGUUUGGUCAAGACAUUAGUGAGCAAUUCAACCACACAAAUAAUCUAUCAUUAAUUGCAAGAGCUCAUCAAUUGGUAAUGGAGGGUUAUGCCUGGUCGCACCAACAAAGCGUAGUUACUAUCUUCAGUGCACCAAACUACUGUUAUAGAUGUGGUAACCAAGCAGCUAUUAUGGAAGUGGAUGAUACGCUUAAUAGACAAUUCCUUCAGUAUGAUCCGUCAGUGAGACCUGGAGAACCAACUGUGAGUAGAAAGACUCCAGAUUAUUUCUUAUGA
Molecule: messenger RNA, 1083 nt
Organism: Kluyveromyces marxianus DMKU3-1042
Lineage: Eukaryota; Fungi; Ascomycota; Saccharomycetes; Saccharomycetales; Saccharomycetaceae
Gene: PPH22
Product: phosphoprotein phosphatase 2A catalytic subunit PPH22
Exons: 1
Coding region: 1-1083 (360 amino acids)
Biological process (GO): mitotic cell cycle; peptidyl-serine dephosphorylation
Cellular component (GO): cytosol
Molecular function (GO): protein serine/threonine phosphatase activity
Source: RefSeq, a predicted model, not a curated record